Molecule: messenger RNA, 831 nt
Organism: Peronospora matthiolae
Lineage: Eukaryota; Oomycota; Peronosporomycetes; Peronosporales; Peronosporaceae
Source: the annotation of a GenBank genome assembly
AUGCAUUCGCGUCGACCCGAAACCUUGAAGAUUGACAUCUCCAAGUAUAGAGGAGUCGAAGAGGACUCCCUCUUGAGAUGGUUCGUCGAAUUGGAUGACGCCAUAAGGGCGCGUCGCAUCGACGACGGGGAUAUGCAAGUUGCAUUUGCCCAGUCAAAUCUGGCAGGACGUGCCAAGACUUGGGCACUGGGGCUCAAGCUGCACGACCCAUACGCGUUUGGGUCGUUGGAAGUCUUCAAGUCGCGGUUCAGACAAACGUUUGAACCGCCUAGAGCUGAGUUCAGAGCUCGAACCGAACUCUUGAAGCUCAAGCAGGGUAAGCGUGAUGUGCACGCUUACGCUCAACAUAUACGACAUCUCACGAGUUGUAUAAGUUCCAAUCCGGUGGAUGAACACACGUUGGUUUCGGUGUUCAUGCAGGGUCUUGCGGAUGGUCCCGUCAAGACUCACCUGUUCCGGCUUGAACUAGAUUCACUAGAACAAGCCAUUUCAAUUGCGGAGCAGGAAGACUUCAGUCUGAGACAGGCUCGCGCCAGCUCGACAUCAUAUCGUCAACCGAGACGAUAUGACAACGGAGGUCCAGAGCCGAUGGAACUCUGUUAUGUAGAGAGCGAGAAGGCUCGCUCUACAGGCUACAAGAAGUUGCAGAGAUGCAACAGAUGUCAAAAGACAGGACACUACGCUUACGAGUGUAGUGCCCCUCGUCCAGUGUCUCGCGACACUGGGCGUAGUGACCGCCCACCCAUGAGAAAGGGGCAGGGACGAGGGUCCGCAGUUGGUGCAAAGACGCAACAACGGGAUGGACCGUCAAAAAACGGACAGGAUCAGUAG